This is a messenger RNA of Fusarium verticillioides 7600, 273 nucleotides long. RefSeq lists its product as hypothetical. The record is from RefSeq and is a predicted model, not a curated record. NCBI's taxonomy places the organism in Eukaryota, Fungi, Ascomycota, Sordariomycetes, Hypocreales, Nectriaceae. The coding region runs from base 1 to 273 and encodes 90 amino acids. The transcript has a single exon.
AUGCAGUCAUACGAGAAAAUGGUAGAUUCCUAUCAGAACAUCAGUAUGGGCUGCCGCACCAUGACUAGCCGCCUCAUGGAUCAUCUUGAUAAGAUAUACAUCGUCAAAAUGUUGGAAGCAGUUCGCAAGGCCUUGGGCAGCGAGAAGAUUCAUUUCCAGGGUCUGUCAUAUGGAACCAUAAUUGGUCCUCAGUACGGAUACUAUUAUCCUGAUGCCAACCUGUCUAUGGUGCUUGACGGCAACUUGGAGCACUAUGAAGACGGAACCUCUUGA